AUGGUCGCCGUUGACAGCGCUACGCUCGGAUUCCCCCGCAUGGGCCCCAACCGUGAGCUCAAGUUCGCCCUGGAGAAGUUCUGGCGAAACAAGAUCAGCGAGGAGGAGCUCUUUAAGGUGGCCAACGCCGUCGAGGAGGCCAACUGGAACAAGCAGCUCGUCGCCGGCGUGAGUCGCGUGGGUGUCGGCCUCUUCUCGCUCUACGACCACGUGCUGGACUGGACCUUCUACCUGGGCCUGGCCCCGGAGCGCUUCGCCAAGGUGCCCGCCGGCCUGGCCCAGUACUUCGCCAUGGCCCGCGGCGUCGACGGCAUCCCGGCCCUCGACAUGACCAAGUGGUUCGACUCCAACUACCACUACGAGGUGCCCGAGCUCAACGCCAAGUCCACGCCCAAGGCCAACUUCAGCUCGUACUUGAGCAGCAUCAAGCGCGCCCUGGCCGUGGUCGGCCCCAACAAGACCGUGCCGAUCAUCCUCGGCCCGCUCACCUACCUGGCCCUGAGCAAGUACGACGGUGCCACCCUCGACGAGCUGCUGGUCAAGGUGCUGCCGCUCUACACGGCGCUCAUUGACGAGCUGGCCGGCCUGGGCGUGCAGGAGGUGCAGGUGCACGAGCCUUCGCUCGUCGGCGCCAGCGCCCAGCAGCUCGCCAAGCACCUGCCGACGGUGUACGGCUCCAAGGACCAGAAGGGCGCCAUCCAGCACGAGAACGUGUCCAUCAACCUGGCCACGUACUUCGAGGAGAUCAACCACGACGUGUACCAGUGGUUCGCCACCUCGCCCGUGUCGGCCAUUUCGCUCGACUUCACGCGCGGCGACAACCUGUCGGUGAUCCAAAAGUACGGCUUCCCGGCCGGCAAGCGCCUCGGCGCCGGUCUGAUCGACGGCCGCAGCGUGUGGAAAUUCAACCCGGACACGAUCCUGUCCCAGGUGGCCGAGAUCAAGAAGGUACUGGCCAACUCGGAGAACACCGAGCUGACCAUCCAGACGAGCUCGUCGCUGCAGCACGUGCCGUACACGACGGAGUGCGAGAAGGCCCUGAAUGCCGGCGAGACCGACGGUCUUCUGGGCGUGCUCAGCUUCGCGUACGAGAAGCUGGCCGAGCUGGAGGUUGUCAAGAAGAUCGCCGAGAUCGGCGAGGAGGCCGCCAAGGCCGAGAUCGACGCCGCCAAGAAGAACUGGGCCGUGUACUACGAGAAGAACCCGGCCAAGGCCGCUGUGCAGUCGCGUCUGUCCGCCGUGACGGAGGCCGACUUCAAGCGCCCUUCGCCGUUCGCCGAGCGCCGCCCCGAGCAGCUCAAGGGCCUGCCGGUGCUGCCCACCACCACUAUCGGCUCGUUCCCGCAGACCGCCGCUAUCCGCGCUCUGCGCCGCAAGCUCAAGGCCGGCGAGAUCACGCUCGAGGCCUACCGCGCCAAGAUUGACGAGCAGAUCGCGUACAACAUCGGCAUCCAGGAGGCCCUGGGCCUGGACAUCCUGGUCCACGGUGAGCCCGAGCGUACCGACAUGGUCGAGUACUUCGCCGAGAAGCUGAACGGCUUCGCCUUUACGCAGAACGGCUGGGUGCAGAGCUACGGCUCGCGUUGCGUGCGUCCCCCGAUCAUCUUCGCCGACCUGGAGCGUCCGGCCGACAUGACCGUGCGCGAGUUCGUGGUGGCCCAGUCCUUCACGUCGAAGCCGGUUAAGGGCAUGCUCACGGGCCCCGUGACCAUCCUGAACUGGUCGUUCCCUCGCAAGGACAUCAGCCGCAAGGACCAGGCCUUCCAGCUCGCUCUGUGCCUCCGCGACGAGGUGGCCGACCUUGAGGUUGCCAAGUGCGCCGUCAUCCAGGUGGACGAGCCUGCUCUCCGUGAGGGCAUGCCGCUCAAGCCCGCCAAGAAGGACGAGUACCUGAACUGGGCCGUGGACGCCUUCCGCCUGUCGACCGCCGUGGCCAAGAACGAGACGUCGAUCCACACGCACAUGUGCUACUGCGAGUUCUCGGACUGCAUGCACGCCAUCGACGCCAUCGACGCCGACGUCAACUCGAUCGAGAACGCCCGCUCGGACGACGAGACCAUCCGCUCGUUCAAGGCCAUCGGCUACAAGCGCGACCUGGGCCCGGGCACGUACGACAUCCACUCGCCCGUGGUGCCGCCCAAGGAGGAGAUCGUCAAGAAGCUCACGAGCUUCCUGAACCUCCUGCCGGCCGAGCAGGUCGUGGUGAACCCGGACUGCGGUCUCAAGACCCGCAAGUGGCCCGAGACCAUCGCUGCCCUGCGCAACAUGGUGGACGCCACCCGCGAGGUGCGCGCUACGCUGUAA
This is a messenger RNA of Phytophthora sojae, 2304 nucleotides long. RefSeq lists its product as hypothetical. The coding region runs from base 1 to 2304 and encodes 767 amino acids. The transcript has a single exon. The record is from RefSeq and is a predicted model, not a curated record. Gene Ontology annotation, molecular function: 5-methyltetrahydropteroyltriglutamate-homocysteine S-methyltransferase activity; zinc ion binding. NCBI's taxonomy places the organism in Eukaryota, Oomycota, Peronosporomycetes, Peronosporales, Peronosporaceae.